GGCCAAUCAGCGCAUUGCUUUCCAGAACGUGAUGUCGGUGCCAGCCCGAGGGACUGCUGCGGUGGCGCUGCGACCAGCGCUCCAAGCUCUGAAGCACCGCGCUGAGAUUGCGCUAGAGAAGCGGUCAGGUGACGUCGUUGUCUUUAGCAAGAACCUCAGCGACCGUGACGUCGGCGUCACCGACGUCAGCUUCGAGCACCGCCAGAACGAAAAGCAUGUGAGCUUGUAUUUUACCUCAAAACCCGAGGGACUUCUGGCCUACCGCCACGCUGCAGCCAAGGUAUCGCACAUUGAAGGUGUCGACCUGCAAUACACGCCCCAGUUUGGGCAGUCGCGCAUCUCAUUUCCAUGGCACACGUUUUGGGCGCUCGCCGAGACGGAGCAGCUUGGACAACUCUCGCCACGCGGGGAGCCGUUGUUGCAACUCACACCCCGGGACCUCCACGAUGCCAUGGAUCCGUAA
This is a messenger RNA of Saprolegnia parasitica CBS 223.65, 463 nucleotides long. RefSeq lists its product as hypothetical. Lineage: Eukaryota; Oomycota; Saprolegniomycetes; Saprolegniales; Saprolegniaceae. Bases 32 to 463 code for a protein of 143 amino acids. The transcript has a single exon. The record is from RefSeq and is a predicted model, not a curated record.